AUGGGAAUACGUGCAGGCCGGAAAUCGAAGCAGUAUUUGGUAUCAGUGAAUGCAUUUUACAUGAUUGAGGUUAUGCGUCUUGCAAUUAACAAUAUACAGAAGGUCGCCAGUAUCAACAUAUAUUCUAUCUGUUACAGUCUCAUCACAGACUCAGGCAGAGCCAGUCCCGUGCCAGACACAGGUUGGGAAGCCUACACCUGGAGACAUUGGUGCGUCCUGGCUGCACUCCUCCUGCUCAGCGGCGGUGUCGUGCUGGCAGUGGCCGUGCCCUUAGCGUCCCGUCGCACUCAGGUCGAUCCCGAGGACACCCUCGCCCGCGUGCACAGGAUAUUGAGUAAAGUUCCGCUCAUCGAUGGGCACAACGACCUCGCGUGGAACAUCAGGAACUUCGUGCACAACAAGCUGGAGAAAGUGGACCUGUCGCUCAACCUCAGCACGGUGGAGCCCUGGGGAAGCUCGCAGUGGUCGCACACGGACCUUGCACGCAUGAGGCAGGGCAGACUCGGCGCGCAGUUCUGGGCGGCCUACGUUCCCUGCGGCGCCCAGUACCUCAACGCCGCCCAGGUCACGCUCGAGCAGAUUGACGUGAUCAAGCGCAUCAUCGCUCGCUACCCGCAGCACCUCGGAUACGCCCAGUCCUACGCCAGUCUCAUGGAGGUCUACAACAGUGGGCGGAUAGCGAGUCUUUUGGGCGUCGAGGGAGGUCAUCUCAUGGGCGCCAGUCUGUCUGUUCUAAGAAUGUACUACGACCUGGGCAUCCGCUAUCUCACCCUCACGCACACCUGCAACACGCCAUGGGCAGACUCGUCCCUCGCAGACUCCCCCGGCCACCAGGCGGAGAACUUCGGCCUGAAUGACUUCGGAGCGAAAGUCGUCCUGGAGAUGAACCGCCUCGGGAUGCUGGUGGACCUCUCCCACGUGUCCCAGCAGACCAUGCGCGACGCCCUGGCCGUGUCCCGCGCCCCUGUCAUGUUCUCCCACUCCUCCGCCCACGCGCUCUGCCACCACUCCAGGAAUGUGCCUGACGAUGUCUUAAAGCUAGUGCAAUUAAAUGGUGGAGUUGUAAUGGUCAGCUUCUAUAAUUAUUUCCUCACCUGUAAUGAAACAGCCACCGUCCACGACGUUGUCCGUCACAUCAACCACAUCCGAGAAGUAGCUGGGCUUGACCAUGUCGGCUUGGGGGCCGAUUUUGACGGCAUAAACAAGACUCCCGUGGGCUUGGAGGACGUGAGCAAGUACCCGCUCCUUCUCGCCGAGGUGCUCAAGGACUCUCGCUGGUCCGAGGAAGACGUGGCUAAGCUCGCAGGAGGGAAUCUGCUGCGAGUACUUCGGCGGGCGGAGCAGGUGCGAGACGAGCUGAGUUCGACGCAGCCCUACGAGGACCACAUCCACCCCGACAACCUCGCUGGGCGGCAAGCGUGUUGGUGGACGUGACGCCUCCAGGCCCUUAGUCCCCCACCCGCCGUGUUAGUCCUCGCUCUCGCCCUCGCUCUCCUCGUCUACUGCUUCCACCACCCGGGUCGUCUCCAAGGUGCAGGAAGUCCCUCUAGGAAAUAAAAGGGGCGGGGCGAGAGAGGGUUUUCUUUCCUUCUCGAAGCAGUGUAUUUUUUAUUGUCUUUUUAUUAAUGAGAAAUAAAGUGGGAAAAAAAAGAAAAAAAAGAAGAAAAAUCUCUUGAUCUGAUGUACGGUUUGACGAUUCAAGCUGGCCUUCUUCUUUCGCUUGGAUUCGAGCAGAAUGUGAAAUUUAAAUGAGAUUUGACGACUCGAAUAUUCUCGGACCAAAUGUGUCCAUAAAGAAAAGAAAGAAAGGAAAAGAAAAGGUUUAUUUUCAAUACUUUUAUUUAUUAUUAUUAUUAUUUUUUUUUUUUCAAGUGAGACUUAUUCCUGGAAUACAUGUGCAGCAUAAAUCAAUGAAACAAUUAUUUCGGUAAAAAAAAGUUACUGAGGAGAGUUAUCAUUCUGGUGCUUUAGAAUAUUACA
Molecule: messenger RNA, 1980 nt
Organism: Penaeus vannamei (Pacific white shrimp)
Lineage: Eukaryota; Metazoa; Arthropoda; Malacostraca; Decapoda; Penaeidae
Source: RefSeq, a predicted model, not a curated record